UCUGCUUAUUAUUUGCAAGUCAGCAGUCACCGAAGUCAGUUCGAUUUAUUAUUUAAGCUGAACCCGUAGCGCGACGUUAGGAAUUAUUGGUAGAAAGUGUGAAAAGGGAUGACGCCCUACGUAAUUCUUUUGUUAAGUUUAUCAUUUUGCGGAACAACUUUUGGUGAAAGUCGUGGCGAAAAUUGCAAAACAUCAAACUUAGCGAGCGGUACUUGCAAACUUAUACCCGAUUGCCCCGCCCUAAUAUGGAAAAUCAAGAAUAAGUUUCAAUAUGCCCGGUGUGGUUUCGAAGGGACUAACGAGGUUGUUUGCUGCCCGAAUGACACUACCGAAAAAAAGGAGGAUCGGGUUAAUCAAUCAUCAACCAUUUGCUCGACGGAGUCAACCCAGAACAAAGGCAAUCAAGCCAGGAUUAGCCAGCAAAAAUGCAGAGAAUAUGCUGACAGUUACCGUCUAGAUUACAACGAACCAGAGACAUGCCUCAUCGGUAAGGAAGAACUACGAACACGUACCAUCAAUGCCCUCCCUCGAGAGUUUCCUCACAUGGCCCUAAUUGGAAGCGGAAAUGCCAGCUAUAUUCUCUGGUUAUUCAGCGGAUCGUUGAUUAGUGAUCAGUACGUGUUGACUACAGCUUUCAAUUUUAAAUCCGCAUUGUACUCUGAACCAAAAUACGUCCUGUUGGGAGAAUUGGAUACAACAUCGGAAAGAGAUGGCGCGAAGCCUGAAAGAUUUGGAAUACUCACUUUAAUUCCCUAUCCCGGGUACAGACGUCCUCCUCUGUAUAAUGACAUCGCCUUAAUAAAGCUGGAUAAGAAAGUGGAGUUUAGUCCAUAUAUUCGACCGGCGUGCUUACCAACAGUUUUCGAUGAACCUGAGGCAAAAGAAAUGUUACUAGGAUGGAACCAUUCUGAUGAAGGGCGGAUUGUAGAAGUACUACUUCGUUUGAAGAAAAAAGUAGUUGAAAAAUUCAGCCAGGAAGAGUGCAACGAAAACUAUAGGCAAACAGUUGAGGAGGGAAACCUUCCCGAGGGUAUUCGCAAUCAAACACAAAUGUGUUUCGGUGUAAGAACUAACUCCAAGGAGGUUUGCAUUAGUAACGCCGGCAGCCUGCUUCUAAUUCCCCACAAGGAUUUGCAUUGUAUGCAAACUAUAAUAGGAAUCACAUCGCUAGGCCUUAUCUGUAAUGAUGUAGAUUCGCCGGAGGUCUACACUCGAGUGUAUCCGUAUAUUGACUGGAUUGAAAGUAUUGUCUGGGGAAUACAGUGAUGCUAUAUAACCGAUUCGCUAAUCCUGGAAUACUAUAUGUAAACAAAUUUAUUAUAUAAUGGAAUAGUAAAUAAUAGCAUA
Messenger RNA from Hermetia illucens (black soldier fly), 1347 nucleotides. Its product is annotated as trypsin-3-like. Gene Ontology annotation, biological process: proteolysis. Gene Ontology annotation, molecular function: serine-type endopeptidase activity. The coding region runs from base 109 to 1266 and encodes 385 amino acids. The transcript has 5 exons. The record is from RefSeq and is a predicted model, not a curated record. Lineage: Eukaryota; Metazoa; Arthropoda; Insecta; Diptera; Stratiomyidae.